UCACCUCACUCACCCACAUACACACCGACUCCUUCUCUCCGAUUUGUUUACAAGCCGAAAAGUGAAUAAAUCUGUAAAAAAAGUGGUAUCAGUUUUUUUUUUUAAUUCGAAAGCUCGUUUAAAAAGUGAGAAAAAAAAUAAUCCUCAUCGCCCAUCACCCGGGAAUCAGUGAAAAAUACUCAGUCAGCACUAGAAAUUCGAAAGUUAUUGGUGCAUUCGUCGUUGUGGCCAAUUGUGGCGGGCAAUGGUGGGGUAGCAACUACCGCAUUGAUAAAAUUUUCAACAUUUUCCAAAAAUAUCAGCCCAAGGCCCUGAAAAAAAAUUCAUUCUCCAGCAAACAGCAGAGACAAAUUAGACGAGUCAAAUCAGAUAAUGAGAAAAUUGAGUAUGAAAGGAAAAAGGAGACGAUCCGAUAAUAACAGUGAUGGUGAAUCAGAGGAAAAUGGCGGUGCAGGUAGUAACGCUGAGAAUUCGGUAGAUGCGACAGAAGCUGAUGCGAUGCCGAAAACAAAGCGUAAAGGAUCGAGGGCUAAAAAUAAUGGUAAAAGUGGUGAUGAUCGAUCUGUUACGCCACAAACCGAGGAGGUCGAUGAAAUUGAGGUAAAAGUUGAUGAGGAGAAUGAAAAUGGUCAUGGAGAUAAGGGGGGAGCAAGGAAACGCCGGAAAAAGGAGGAACAGAAGCCAACAACUUCACAAGACAACGGCGAUGAAAAUAAUGAUGAGGAUCAGGAAUAUGAGGUAGAGAAAAUCGUUGCUCACAGAACGAUUAAAGGAAGACGUCAAUUCCUGGUUCGCUGGAAGGGUUACAAUGAAGAUGCAGACACCUGGGAGCAGGAGAAAGAUCUCAACUGUCCAAAGUUGAUCGAGGACUUCCUAGUUGAACAAGGGAGCAAGGAAGAGGCCGAGAGCUCGAGCAAAGCACCAAAGAAGGUGGAGAAGAAGGGAAAGAAACCGAAAAAGACUAACAAUGUUAAAAAAGAGAACAACGCUAAGGAGGACAAUGCUGAGUACGAAGUUGAGAGAAUAAUCGAUGUAUAUUUUAAAAAGAAUGGUAAACGUGAAUUCUUGAUAAGAUGGAAGGGGUUCAAGCCGUCUGAAGACACGUGGGAGCCCGAGGAUAACUUGAAUUGUCCUGAUUUGAUAAAAAAAUUUAUGGUCAAAGUGGAAGAGGCAAAAGCUGUUGCACCGCGUGCUCUACGUACCAAUCCAAUCCACACUAAACGUUACACAUUAGCUACGACAGAUUCUGGAAGAAGGUUGUCCCGCAGGAACACUGGGAAGCAACGGGCUACCUACCACCAUUGUGACGAGUAAAUGUAACGAAAGGACUUGGAACGUUGUUUCAAUUGGCCUUUCCUUCCCCCUUCUCCCCUCCUCCUUAGCAUUGUAUAAACGAGCUUUCCAGAGCCAGUGAGUUUAUCAUUAUCUCAUUUUAUUGACAGAUAUGAAGCUCCUGAUCCAGUUUUUUGUUUUGUUUUUUUUUCUUCACUAAUUCCGAAUUGAAGCACUAAAAUCUAAUUGGUUGAAGAUUAUAUUGCUAUUUAAUGAAGAAUCGAGUCAAAUUUUCACACGUAUUCGUUUCCAACUAACGAAUUUUUUUACUGACCAUUUUUUGUAAUUAUUGCGUCUUUGAUCAUUCAUUAAUAAAGUUACUGCAUAAUAAUUGCACUGGAAGUUUUAAUGUCUGUCGACUGCUCACAUACAAUUAUCUGUAAUGAGUAAUUUUGGGAGAAAAUUAUGAGAGGCCUUUUUUCCAUUGAGAAUAGUUCCCUCCCAAUAAUCUCCUAAUAAUAGUUUGUCAUAGAGACACAUGAUAUUGAAAUUUCCCCUGAGGGAAUUACGUUUUAUGACUUCAAUACAGAUUUAUUUUAGUGCGGCACUCAUUUGAGUCAUUUGUUGCUAAAUAUUUCUUGAUAAAGUGGUUUUAUUUUCGGUUAAACUUCUAAGAUUUGAUCCUCAAAUUGUAUGUUUAUUUUUUUUUCUUUUUAUGCGAUAGCUGAUAAAUAUAUGAUGAUUUAUGUGCGAGUGAUGUAAUAAGAUUUUACACGAAGCAUGAAAAUAAAUUGAAAUGAGAGGCGACAAAUAUCGAUAGUAGUUUCAGUGAGUGUAUUACCAGAGAAUAUACAAAAAUCAUACAGAGUGGUAUGAUAUCUGAAGCAAAAUCAUAAAAAUAAACCUUUAAGUUGGAUUAAGUAUGUAUGUGUGUGCAAUGUUACUUUGUAAUAUACGUCUGCAAGAAUCAUCGGGGUAUUACUUCUGAAUUAUAAUGAGUAAUACAGAAAGAGAACAUUGAUUGAAAUCAUAUGUGACUCAUACUAAAUUUUAAACUGAUGUAAAGUUGUAAUUUAACUAUUAUGAAUUCAAAAUGCACAACAAAUCAUACAUAUUGAAUAAGACAUCAUAACUAUUUAGGGAUGAUUUGAAACUUAUUUAGGUAAAGAAAAAAAUACCCAUUUGUCAAUAACAAAUCAUCAAAACAUGCAAACGCAAUAAAGAAAGUUUCAAUAUAAAA
Fopius arisanus is the source of this 2512-nucleotide messenger RNA. Its product is annotated as heterochromatin protein 1. Bases 373 to 1314 code for a protein of 313 amino acids. Gene Ontology annotation, biological process: chromatin organization; negative regulation of transcription by RNA polymerase II. The transcript has 4 exons. Gene Ontology annotation, molecular function: chromatin binding. Gene Ontology annotation, cellular component: pericentric heterochromatin. The record is from RefSeq and is a predicted model, not a curated record. Lineage: Eukaryota; Metazoa; Arthropoda; Insecta; Hymenoptera; Braconidae.